AUUGAGGUGACCUGUUAGUCAUUUUUAUCAUCAACAUUUCAACUCAGUUCAUUCACUGAAAAGAAACUUUUAGUGACUGCAAAUAAUUUGUGCUGGAGUACAAGGUUUGGCCAGCAUAUUUUAUAUGGCUUAACACACAUCACUAAUAUCGUUUUGUAACUUCCUGUGCGACACCAUUUUAGAAAAUAUUUGCACUUGUAAGUUGAUAACUUGUACUUGCAAAUACCAUUGCCCUCCUUAAUAAAAACAGCACUUCAGGGUUACUGUUGUUUUUAAAUCAUUUUAAAUGAUCUCAUAGCCUCUAUGCUAAAGGCCUAUGCAUCGAGGUCUCAGUUAACUAUACAAAUGCUUGCUUAAGUAUUUGUUACAAACUGGGACUGUGCCUGGGGAAUUUCUAAAUAGUCCUGGAUCAUUAGUCAGAGAAAAGAAAGUAAAAAUUAAAAUUAAAAGAGUAAAUGAAAGAAGGAGUUAAGGAUAGAAGAAUUGAAGGUAGGAAGGAAGUAAGUAAGUAAGGAAGGAAAGAGGGUAAGGAGGAAGGAAGUAAGGAAGGAAAGAGGGUAAGGUAGAAGGAAGGAAGGAAGGAAGGAUGGCAGGAAGGAAGGAUGGCAGGAUGGCAGGAAGGAAAUAAGAGAGAAAGAACGCGAGGGAAAAAGUGGUAGGAAGGCAUUAGAUAAAAAGGAAGAAAAUGGAAGACAAAAUAGAAAAAUUCAGAUAAAACUAAAAAGGCUGGGAGAAAAGGGAUGGAAAACUGCAAAACAAAAAAUUACGCAGCUGUGUUUAAAAAUAUGGUUACAAAUGCCCAUUGGUUAUUCUAUGAUUUGGUUGGCGAUUCGAAUGAAAUGAAUCUAGAGAACUUGCAUUUUAUCGAAGAAAAGAAAGUAAGAGAAUCUCAGUUGUGCUUUAGAGAAUUCUUAAUAAGUGGAUAAAGUUAACCAAAGGUAUAAAUAGCUUAAAAUAGCAAUUAAGAAUAUUUCAGAGGUCACCCAUAAAAAAGAAUAUGGAAGCAAAAGUUGAAAGUUUUUUGGAACCAAUUUGAAAGUGUCACCCAAAAGAAGCGUUGGAAAGUUUUGAAACAGGCAAAGUUUGAUAUUGUCAUCUUGCAUCAAGCUGUGACCAAAGAAGACAAAGGUAAUCAUUUUAAGAAUUCUUGCAGUUACUUGUUUCUGGUUCAAAGAACUGUUGACAGAUUUAAGGACUGUAAGGAAUCGUCUUAUCACACUUCGUGUUUCAACAUAGUCAUCAAAUUGAUUUUUUAGAAAUAUUUCCGUAAUUAUACGGGAAUCAUCCAUCUUCGUUUCACGAGUAAAAGUCUACAAUCAAAGAUUUUAUGUUUUAAUUACCUGACACGUCCAAAAAUAUAGCAAAGUGAAUAUUUAGUAUUCUUUGGCCUAAGGAUUUUUCAAUAUUUACUGCAUUAACUGUUUGAAAUGCAGAUAUUUUUAUGCAGGAUGUGAAAAAAUAUGGAGUGAAAAGGUUUGCUCUUUCCUCUUUUUCGGAAGAUAAGGAAUUUGCCCUUGUCAUGCUUGACCUUAUUCCCGCUCUUUCCAGAGUGAAAUAGUUCCAGGAAGAACUUUUCGUACUGAACAGCACCUGCGUAGAAAAACAGGUAUAACGCCCUUUUCAUUGCAAGUUUCCUUUAGUCAGCUGUGAAUAUGUUUGUAAACAACAUCGGUGUGGUUUGAAUGGAAUUCAAGACCGGCCUUAUCGUAACUAGGCAUUAUGCAGGAUUUGCAUCAACUGGAAGAGGCUGAGGGGCAUCACUAUCAAGAAUGCAUGACAUGAGGAUAAAUUUAAUUGCUUGAAGACUUUGUGAUUAAGUGUUAGCUUAGAUUUACAAAUUUUUAUUUUUAAAACCAAUCAGUAUUAAAAGGAUUAUAUUCAAAAAAUCUAAAAGACAAGUGAGGAAAUCUUCUUGUUCACGGUUUGAACUGCAAGCUCUACGGCGACGAUGGUGAGGUUGACCGUAAAUCAAACUGUUUUGUCACUACUUUCUUUCAUCGGUAUCGCUGGGAACAUCCUUGUUAUUUUACUCAUUCUAAAGAAAUUCAAACUGGAAUCAUGGACGUACAUUUUGGUCUGCCAUCUAGCUACAACGGAUCUCUUGACUUGCGCUGUUGGUGGGCCACUCUGGAUAGCAGCGUACACCACUAAGCUGUUUCCAGUUUGCCAAGCUGCAAUUGCUCUUUCUACCAUCCCUCUGACGGUUUCAUCAUUCACGCUUAUAUUAAUAGCCUAUGAUCGCUACGUUUAUAUUCAUUACCCGUUACGCCAUCCAAAUAUCGUAACUUGCCGAAAAAUUGUCACUUUGUUGGCACUUUUCUGGACUUUGGCUCUUAGCAGUGGAUCUCUUUCAGUCACUAUUGAGAUGAACACCAGUAAGGAACUGGCAAAGCAGGAUUGCAUCUUUUCGUUGCUUGUGAAUCGCUGGAAUGUUUUGUGGAUAUUUGCUGGUUUCGCAUUGGCCCCGAUAACAGUUUUAGCAUUUGUGUACUCAUACAUCUUACGAACAGCAUUACGUCAGCAGCGCAAAGUACACGAAUUUACGAAUGUCGAAGAUCAUAAAGCAAAGAUUGCGAGGUUGCGAAAAGAAAGACAUACUAUCUCAAUGCUGUCUGCAGUGGUUCUCGUAUUCGUCAUUUCGACCUUGCCGUUUGCCGUAGUUGCACUGAUUGAUGCAUUCAGCGGACGAAUUUUUAGAAGUGGAAGAUGGCUAUACCUCACAUCCGGGUUGCUGUUCCUAAAUGCUGUCGUUAACCCAUUUUUAUACACAUUCACGAAUAGAGAUCUACGUAGGGAAGCUUACAAAGUCUUUCAACAUUGCAAGUUUGUGGCAUAACGACCUGUUUCGCGAUUAUGAGUCGCCAAAUGUUGCCGAUAGUUAAAAAUAUAUCAUCGUUGUAUCGAAGUUGCAAGA
Molecule: messenger RNA, 2914 nt
Organism: Rhopilema esculentum
Lineage: Eukaryota; Metazoa; Cnidaria; Scyphozoa; Rhizostomeae; Rhizostomatidae
Source: RefSeq, a predicted model, not a curated record